Molecule: messenger RNA, 1487 nt
Organism: Ruditapes philippinarum (Manila clam)
Lineage: Eukaryota; Metazoa; Mollusca; Bivalvia; Venerida; Veneridae
Exons: 2
Coding region: 100-966 (288 amino acids)
Biological process (GO): proteolysis
Molecular function (GO): cysteine-type endopeptidase activity
Source: RefSeq, a predicted model, not a curated record
AAGUUGCGAUUGACAAACAAGGACAAUAAAAAAGACAUGUAACUUUUUGUUAUUUUUCAGUGUAUAUAUAUUGAUAUCUAAGAUAACGAGAUACCUAAAAUGGACUUGAGGUACCCUAUUAAUAAAUAUGGGAAGAUUCUCGUUUGGAUUUGCUCUCAGACGAGUCCACUUGGUUUUAAUGAUCUUUCAGCAGAAGAGAAAAAAGGAAGUAAGAUACUGAUGACAGAAGAAGCCACUGGUUGCAAACGAGACAUUGAUUUGAAACAAAUCAGAAAUUUUUUCGACAAGGAAGGAAACUUUGAUACACAAAUUGAAGUUAAACAGCAAAUAAGAGCAUCAUUUGAAGAGUUCAAAUCUGAGCUGAAAAAACUAGACAAAGAACAGCCAAAACCCAAACGUGAGCUGGAAAACCUAGGCCAAGAAGCGCCGCUUGAGUACCAAUGUUUUGUUUUUGUCUUUUUGACAUACAGUAAGCCUCAACAUGUAGGGGAAUACAGUGAAGAGUUGCUGCAUUUCGACCACAGAUCUAUGGCAGAAGGGCUUGUCCCACAGGCAAAACUCAUCGAUGAAGUGAAAAAUCUAGAUGUAACAAAAGGGAAGCCAAAAAUCUUUCUUAUCCAAGCGGAUGAUUUAAGUCUUCUCAAAGAUAAGGUGACAUAUUUAGCCAUACCGGACUAUGAGACACCAAAAGUCAUUAAAAUACCAACAGAUGCUGAUCAGCUCAUCAUAAAAUCCACUAUUCCUCAGAGAAUUGCCAACAAACAUGAUGCUGCUACUCCAUCGUUUUUGAUUCAAGCAUUUUUGGAAGCAAUGAAAAAUAAAAAAGAAAAGGAAGAUCUUUUCACGUUGACGACAACUAUUAACAGACACGUUGCACGCCGUAUUACUGAAUCUGAAGACAAGAGGGCAGCUGAUAUGCAUGUUCCUUUGGUUACAUCUACACUCACAAAAUUAUUGUUUCUAUGAGCUAAUACUGCCCCCGAACAUGUCAUAAGCUGGUAUCCGACCAUAGUCCAAAUAUUAUGGACGUAGAUAUUAGACGGCAAGUUUACAAAGCUGGCUGACUAAAUUCAAACAAACUUUUGCUUUGAAAUACCCUUGUUUUGGAGCGAAUUAAUCAACUUAUUAGCUUCUUUGAGUAUAUCAUAACAAUUUACAUGAAGAAAAUCAUGAAUAAAUGACAUCAACUCAGCACCAUAACUCUGUGGGGUAAAAAGAUAACUUCAUUUCUUUCACAUGUGAAUUAAACAAUAGUUUACUCCAUCAUCUGACCAUUUUGUUCUCUACAACCCUCCUUAUUGUUAUUUUUUUUUCGUGUUUUUUUUUUUUAUUUUUCGUGUUUUUUUAUCCGUAUACAUGUAUACAUUUGUCAUUUUUGGAUUAAUUCUUUCCGUAAAAAAUCUUAGUAUUUUUUCACAAAUGUUUCCUAGGGGUUAUUUUAUAUACAUGUACAGGUUAUAUAUAAAAUGCUUAUUCAAUAUAAAACG